Paramacrobiotus metropolitanus is the source of this 2066-nucleotide messenger RNA. RefSeq lists its product as uncharacterized. NCBI's taxonomy places the organism in Eukaryota, Metazoa, Tardigrada, Eutardigrada, Parachela, Macrobiotidae. The transcript has 3 exons. Gene Ontology annotation, biological process: protein phosphorylation. Bases 110 to 1789 code for a protein of 559 amino acids. Gene Ontology annotation, molecular function: protein kinase activity; ATP binding. The record is from RefSeq and is a predicted model, not a curated record.
GCAUAAUGGAGCGCUAAAACACGUAUGCAGACUUGCAACACUCGCAGUAUUCACCGCGUGCAUUUGUACGCAGACGUUUGGGUCGUCAUAAAAGUUGUUGAACAUUACAAUGUCGGAGCAAAAUCCAAGUGCAAAGCAAGAGCUGAAGCGCAUUCGGCAUUACAUGUCGACGGUUUUAAAUACCGCGGAAAAAUUUUUUCCAUGUCAUGGAGGAAUUUUCCGGGAUAACGUCUCCGGCGUUUUUGAGGAUCAUCCAGAUUUGGCGGUGUUGGGCAAUCGUACUGACGUGUUAGAAUUGUGGAUGAAAUGGAUCAGCGAAGGCUCCGCCAACGUGGCGUAUAUUCCUCCGGAAGGUAUCGCAGCGCUGCCAACGAUAGCCGAGGAUCUUAGCAAAGUGGACAGUUGGGCGCUGGGAUGUCUGACGAUCCAAAUGAUCAACUGCGAUGAAGCGUUAACGCUUAAGCGGCAAAACCGUUUUUCCCGUGCUGAAUAUCUUCGUCAUGAUGGUACAAUAGAGCAGCUCAAAGAAUUUUACAAAGAUGCCGGUCAGUCCGGUCUCGCGGUCGGUCCGGAAAUGCAGCUGCUAAAGGAGGUGCCGUGCGCAUGUGAAGAAUUCUUAGCGCACUGCUUGGAACCGGAUCCGGCUAAGCGGUGGAGUUUGGCCCAACUACGGCAGCUGCCAUUUCUCGAUUUAAACCGAUCACUGGCGGACUUGUUCGCCAUGGACGCCGCACAUUAUCAGCAGCUGUUGCCGAUAGAAGGGAUGUUCACGGUUACCAACAUACGGCCGCACCCGUUUAUGCCAAGCGACCAAGCACUGACGGUUCAGGUAGGGGAUAUACAGUGGACGGAUGGUGCUUGCCAUCAACCAAGCCAUGUUGACAUUUGGCGUUUUAUCCUGUUCGGUCGGGAUGCAAACGAGGUUGAGGAACAGCGCCGAUUGAAGAUUAAGGCUUUUGGCAAACUCCUGGAUGCGUUGACGAUGGAAAACAAUAAAGACGCGCGGGCUGAUUACUACGCCAUACGGGCGCUGCAAAAAGGGACGAAGAAUUUGGUGCAUCAUUUCGGGUGUCAGUUUGUCUCAAACCAGCUAAACCCAUUGGAAUUUCAAGUAUUCACUGAACAUUGUCCAGGGGGGAAUUUAGGAGAUGCGGCUGUGCAUCAUUUGCCAGUCGAAAUGGUCGUAAAAUGUAUUUUGGAAGUACUGGAAGGUCUCAAAUACCUUCACGGACACGGCAUCGUUCAUCGCAACUUAAACAGCAGCAUAGUCUUUUUCAGCGAGAAUCCAUUCAAAGGGGCAGUAAAAAUUGGCGGUUUCCAUUUAAUGCGACAACUGGAAGGUGUUACCUCCGUAAAGAACGAAAUCAGCGUGCGUUCCGGAUCGGAUGGGCGAUUUGUCGCACCGGAAAUGAUGGACACUGAAAAGGAUGACGACUUGCACACCGGACGCAAGUGUGAUACUUGGAGCCUGGGAUGUAUUGCGCUGCAUCUGGUCAGCGGUCAUCCGCCGCUAUAUAUAGGAGCCAAAGACAAGCCUGUCGUGUUGGAGGUGGGCGUACUGUACCACUUGAAAACUGUGAAAACUUUGCCGGAAAUACCGGCCUGGAUUCCAUCUAAUAUAAGGAACUUCAUUAUGAAGUGCUUGGUGUUUAAUCCGGCACAGAGACCGUAUGCUGCCGACCUCGAUACACACGCAUUAUUGAGCACUGAUAUCGAUGAUGCUGCUUACCGGACAUCGCGUGGCGGAAUUCCUCUUCCGGAAGGCGUUGCCGAAAACUGGAGACGUUGACGCUCUUUCGAAUAUUUUGUUGGAAACGUUAAGAGCAUGGGACUAGUAACAGUUUGUUGUUAGGACAUAGUAACAAUAACAAUAACCAGGUUGUUCUUAGCUGCGCUUUUCUAAAACUGUGGUUAAUGAGAAUGCCAAAUGCGCUUUAUUGUUUACGCUUCUACAGAUUGUACAACGUCUUUUUCUUCAUUAGAAAUGCUUUUUGUAGAAGGGCCGUCUCAGAAAAAAAUUAGAAACGCCUACUUACUACGACAACUUCCAGGCCCGCGCUAAAGUG